AUGUGGGUGUGGCCAAGAGUGCGGUGUGACGGGGGGGGGAGGGGGGCGGAGCCUGAGGCUUUCUCUUCCCUCCCCUCUCCUCAGCGCCUGCCCAGCUUUUUAAGGACCUUGCUGGGGCGCCUGCUCACAUCUCCCAGCUGGGCAGCCCCUCCCAGUAGGCCCCACGUGAGGCUGCCCUGGGCCAAGGCACAGAGCUCUUUGAGGUCUGCCCUAGAGCACCUCACACUGGGUUUGCACUGAUGGCCGCAGAGGCUGGGCUCCCUGUGACCACACCGUGUCCCCAGCAGCUCCCUGACACUGCCUUCUUCCUGUUCUCAGGAACACGGGGCUGGCUCACCAAGGCCUGGAGAGGGUGGGAUGCUGGCCCUGUGCUGCCUGUGGAAGUUGCUUUUCUCUUCUUGGCACUUGGCCGCCGGCUGGAGGUGCAGCCCUGCCCAGCUGAGGACAAGAACAGAGCAAAUACUGUCCUCCGUGUUCUGUUUUUGGUGGGAACGAUGAGGCUCUGUUAGCUUGGUGCAGGCAGGAGGAACUUACUUGAUGGUGAAGUCACAAAGCACGAGGCCUCCCCCUCCCUCUGGCCGUACCUGCUGGACCCUGCAGACACCCACGCAGGGGUCCCGGGUGGCGGGUGGAGGCCAGCACCACAGUCUGGGGCCCACAGCCUGAGCAGGCUGCCUGCUUACUGUUUCUUUUAACUUUAAAUGCCUACAGUUCCUGUGCACGGUGAUCGCCAUCCUGCUGCAUUACGUCUAUAUGAGCACGUUCGCCUGGACCUUUGUGGAGAGCCUGCACGUCCACCGCAUGCUGACCGAGGUGCGCAACAUUGACGCCGGGCCCAUGAGUUUCUACUAUGUCGUGGGCUGGGGCGUCCCGGCCAUCAUCACAGGACUCGCGGUGGGCCUGGACCCCCAGGGCUACGGAAACCCGGACUUCUGCUGGCUGUCCCUUCGAGACACCCUGAUCUGGAGCUUCGCCGGGCCCAUUGGAACGGUUAUCAUUGUCAACACAGUCAUUUUUGUCCUGUCUGCAAAGGUCUCCUGCCAAAGAAAGCACCAUUAUUAUGAAAGAAAAGGAGUCGUGUAAGUCAGUGCCAGCGCUGACGGGGGGGUGGGACCCCCAGGGUGGGUCUGCACGCCGGCAGAGCCACCUGAAAGCACCUGUCCCCCCAUGGCCAGGCCCUUGGCCAUCCCCCGCCUCUGCCACUGGGCUGAUGACAGCCAUGUGGACGCAUCAGGAGGCCGCAGUGGGGAGAGGCCAGGAGCAGCAAGGCACGUUGUGGAGGAGAGGGAGGGGCUGAGCACAGGGUGGCCUGGGAGAGGGAUGUGGGGAUCCCCAAAACGGCAGGUGUAGGGUCUGUGGCUUUGGGUGGUGGAGUCGCUGAGGGGGGCAGGCUUGUCCUCGCCUAGGUCCUGCUAACGACGGGUAUAGAGGAGGAGGGGACGAUGACAGCCAGCUGUGGGUGGUGCUGAGGUGCCUGGGUGCCGCAGGGUGGAGUAGGCAGGGUGUCGGGGCGGGGGCGCUGGAACUUUCUGGGUUGGUGGUGAUGGCGGUGGUGUGGCUGCAGGAGUGGAGAGUUAUCUAGGUGCUUUAAAAAAGCUUUGGGAAGAAAGGGAGGGGGAUAAGUAAUGGCUGGAC
Ailuropoda melanoleuca (giant panda) is the source of this 1635-nucleotide messenger RNA. Its product is annotated as cadherin EGF LAG seven-pass G-type receptor 1-like. Gene Ontology annotation, molecular function: G protein-coupled receptor activity. Lineage: Eukaryota; Metazoa; Chordata; Mammalia; Carnivora; Ursidae. Gene Ontology annotation, cellular component: plasma membrane. The coding region runs from base 754 to 1083 and encodes 109 amino acids. The record is from RefSeq and is a predicted model, not a curated record. Gene Ontology annotation, biological process: cell surface receptor signaling pathway; adenylate cyclase-activating G protein-coupled receptor signaling pathway. The transcript is spliced from 4 exons.